CUCUUGGAGAGGUGCAGGAAGCCAAGACCUGCCCGUUGGAGUGGCUGCGGGUCUCUUCUCCCACCGAAACUCUUCCUGCUGGAAGGUGGGCUCGAGUGACUUGGAUGGAGCCAGCCAGGGUCUGACCACCAUGAAACUCCACAUCUCCAGUGCUUUGAUCUCUUCCCGCCUGGAACGCACCCCAGACCGGCAGGGGUUGCUGUAUAAAAAGAGCAGUCGCAGUUCCUCCUACCACCCGUGUUGGUGCAUGCUCUGGGGUAAUCUUCUCUUCUAUCGGGAGCGAGCUGGAGACCGGGAUCCUCCUAAACUCAUCAUCUUGGAAGGCUGCACCGUGGAACUACGAGAAUCCACAUCUGAACCAUAUGCUUUUGAAAUUUCUUACCCCCGUGGGUUACCUGGUAGCCGGGCAUACCAGAUGGCAGCUGAGAAUCAAGAAACACUGGAGGGCUGGGUGCGAGCACUCAGUACCGCCAGGUUCGAAUACCUCAGGGCCUUGGCUGCUGAGCUGGAAGGGCAGUUUCAAAUGCUGAAGAACCAGCAGCCUCUCAAAUCAGAUGGAGCCCCAGGAGCCUCAAAAAACUGUAAGCUCCCCUUUCCAAAACUGGUGGCUGAAAUGGGAUCCAAACAGACAAAUUUCUCACGGCUCCACCAGGAAUUUGGUGAGGACAUUGUGAGCUUAAGGUGUAUGUGGAAGGAGAAGAAAGCUGCCAAGAAGCAACCUACAGAAAACAAUUUGAUAGACUUGGGGUAGGGGGGAAAAACAGCAAUACCAAAUGCUUGACCACAAUAAGCAAGUCUAGAGAAUUGGAAUCUAUAUGAAGUCAGAGGAAGGGAAUGAUACUGCUACGUAUAACUGCCUGAAUCACCUGUUUGAUCCGCACCUGUAAAACAGAAACCUUAGGUACUUUUUUUUAAAGAGAAUAUUUUAAUAAAUUAAAAACAGUAAGCGA
Messenger RNA from Heteronotia binoei (common prickly gecko), 950 nucleotides. Its product is annotated as sesquipedalian-1-like. Gene Ontology annotation, biological process: receptor recycling; retrograde transport, endosome to Golgi; endosome organization. Bases 131 to 751 code for a protein of 206 amino acids. The transcript is spliced from 2 exons. Gene Ontology annotation, cellular component: early endosome; recycling endosome; trans-Golgi network. NCBI's taxonomy places the organism in Eukaryota, Metazoa, Chordata, Lepidosauria, Squamata, Gekkonidae. The record is from RefSeq and is a predicted model, not a curated record.